Messenger RNA from Helobdella robusta, 579 nucleotides. RefSeq lists its product as hypothetical. The record is from RefSeq and is a predicted model, not a curated record. The transcript has 6 exons. NCBI's taxonomy places the organism in Eukaryota, Metazoa, Annelida, Clitellata, Rhynchobdellida, Glossiphoniidae. Bases 1 to 579 code for a protein of 192 amino acids.
AUGUAUGUUAUACCAUCAGCCAAAUCGUCAUAUGUUUGGAAUGGUGUUAUGUGUUUGAAACAUGGCUAUUACAAAGGGGCCAUAUUUAGAUUCAAGCUUGUUAUUCCUGAGACUGUUCUAGACGAUGAGUGCCCUUCAGUUCUCUUCACACCACCCAUCUACCAUCCAUUGAUCAACAAGCAAACUGGGGUCUUGAAUAUCAACUGGUCAUUCUACCCUUGGAUAUACGAAAAAGACAGACAAUUGUUCAAAGAAAAGGCUCGGCUUGCGGUCGAAAACUGCAGUGUAAAGUUAUCUGCCACCAUCAUCGAUGAUGAUGAAGACGGUGAUGAUAACAACAAUAAUAAUAAUCAUAAUAAAAAUAAUCAUUAUGACAACACCGACGAUGUUAAUUGCAAUCUUAAGACUCAUAGUGAUCACUGUGAUGCUGACAAUUACGAUGAACAUUCUUUUAUAUUUUCUGAACUAUCCAACGAAGAGUUAGCCGAAGCAAAGGGAAGUUUAAUGUGCCACUUCUAUUCAGAUAUUACUUAUUCCUAUGUUGGUUUCAAAAGCACAGAGACAAUCUACACAGUUUAA